Malania oleifera is the source of this 1368-nucleotide messenger RNA. RefSeq lists its product as uncharacterized. The record is from RefSeq and is a predicted model, not a curated record. The transcript is spliced from 2 exons. Lineage: Eukaryota; Viridiplantae; Streptophyta; Magnoliopsida; Santalales; Ximeniaceae. Bases 378 to 1001 code for a protein of 207 amino acids.
AUGCGUUCUUUCCUUGAACGGUCGCGUGUCUCUCACCUCCACACUUUCACCUAACUUUCAUGAAGACUUUUCUAGGUUUCUUCUCACAUAUUGUACUUUAAAAGAGAAGAGGAAGAGGAAGAGGAAGAGGAAGAGGAAGGGGAAGGGGGAGUGAGGAAUUUCCGAUUCCCUAGUAAAAGAAUGUUGCAAUCACCCUCGCUCGUCCACAAUUAUGAGUCUCCUUUUUGGCAAGAAUUAAAUUAGUAUCCAAACGACACGUCUCACACGCGAUUCCGAUAAUGACAUCACAUUAAGAUUUUUUCUCCCAUUUUCCCUUUGGAACUCAAGACACCCAACCCCAUUACCAGCCCUCUCUCUCUCUCUCUCUCUCUAAAGUUAUGGCGAGCAACAGCGACGGAGCUCACGCUGCACCGCCAUCACAGCCUGGCCUCGUGUGCUGCAUGUGUGGGGAUUAUGGUCUUUCACGCGAGCUCUUCAGAUGCAGGGUCUGCCACUUCAGAUCUCAACACAGAUACUGUAGCAAUCUGUACCCAAAAGCUGAGUCGUACAGAGUCUGCAAUUGGUGCCUGAUUCAGAAACAGGACUUCGUGGACAAAACGCAGAGCUCUCCCAAUUCCUCGUCUUCGCACCGACACAGCAGCGAAGACGACGUGGCCGUCGCCGGCGGCAAGAGCAAGAAAAGGAUUAUGAAUGGCAACGGGGAUAAUUGCAGUAAUGGUAAUCAUAGUAUUGGUAUUAUUCAUGGGGUUUCGGUAAAGGGACAGAGAGGUACUCUGCAGCCGAUGCAUCUUAACGGCCCAAUCAAGAAACAGAGGCCGCCGGACGGGUCGUCGCUGGCCGGCCAGAAGCGGAUCGUAACGAACGGAUGCAAGGAGGAGGAGAAGCUGAGGAGGACGAAAUCAGAGGAGAUGCCGAAUGGUAAUAACGGGGUUGCGAUUACAAAGCAGGUUUUUAGAAAUAAGGUAAGAAGAUACAAGCUUUUGGACGAGGUUUCAAGCUAAAUUAAUAUCAGAAUAAAGGAUAUAUGCAUCGUUGAAUGUUGAUUUCUUCGUGCAUAUGAUGUUUAAUGUAAGAUUUUGUUUCUUCUUCCUUUUUAAAAAAAAAUAAUCUAUGUAUAGAUAAGAUAGAGCAUAUGAAGGAGAGGAUGAUUUCCUGCACAGACCAUUUUCGAUGUGAGAAAUUGUUCUCUUUUUCUUUUUCAUUCCUUUUUCUGUUUGGCGCAAAGGAAUUGGGUUGAAUGGCGGAUCUUGUUGAUUUUGUUUUCUAUUCCAGUCACUUUAGAUUCCAAAUGUAAUGUCACGAAAAUCUGCAAGAAAUAUUGGUGGAAUAUCAGAACUUAUGGUAAGAAUAUAUGUAGUUAUCUGCUCA